AUGCAACUGAUCCUGCUUGAUGCCCUCGACUCGAAUGUCGUUGGAGGGAUGCCGUCAAACUGGGCCGCGGGGUUGGCUGGGGAGGCGCCAGGGGACACGUGUCGACAGGCUGCAGCCAGGACGCCGAAUCCCCCGACGCCGAGAGGGGACGGCGCCCCGUUGGGGUCUCCCGGAGGAAGGGGCGCUAAGGGGAGGUGGAAGUCGAUGGCGGCGGGCCGGGAGCCGUUGGAUGCGAAGAAGCGACGGAAGCAGGAGAGCAACCGCGCGGCUCAGCAGAGGUUCCGGGCCAGGAAGGUGGAGCUGGAGGAGGCCCAGAAGAGGCGUCGGGAGGAGCUGAGAAAGCAACUCCACAAGCUGCAGAUGCAGUCUGCCGUUUUGAGGAAUGAAAACGAGGUCCUGAGGGUACUGCUGGAGCUGCCAAACGUUGGUCAGAAAUCCAAGGGUCCAGGGCUCCACACGCCAGAGGUAACGGCCUGA
Molecule: messenger RNA, 477 nt
Organism: Ostreobium quekettii
Lineage: Eukaryota; Viridiplantae; Chlorophyta; Ulvophyceae; Bryopsidales; Ostreobiaceae
Source: the annotation of a GenBank genome assembly